AAUCAGAAUAAUUUGUCAUACUGUAUCGAGCUGAAUAUUAAGUCUUGUUCCACUCAGCAGGAGGAAAUUCAUCCUGCAUGUUGGACCAAAUGAUUCAGUUAAUCAUUAACCUGAUUCCAGAUACUGUAUAAAGCCCAGGAUCUUCACUCAGUAGCUGUUCAUCCAGUCACAGAGGAGGACGAGGGCGGCCAGUUGUUCACCUGACAUCAUCGACACACAGCUGGAGAAGCGGCACGUCAACAACAUGAAAAUAAAACUUAUUCUCUUUUUCUUUGUGCUGGCUUCUGCCUGUGCCCCUGUCCUCUGUGACAAAGAGGAUCCAACUGUCCUCCAGCCCGAGGCUCCUGUUGAAACCCGCUCCCGUUUUGCCGCUCUGGAUGAUGUGCGUCUCCUGGCGAACGGUCUCCUCCAGCUGGGUCAGAGCCUGCGAGAAUUUGUGCACAAGACAAAAGGUCAAAUAAAUGACAUCUUCCAGAAACUCAACAUCUUCGACCGCUCUUUCUAUCAGCUGUCUGUGCUGGCCAGCGAGAUCAAGGAGGAAGAGGAGGAGCUGAAGAAGACCACGGUGGUACUGAAGGCCAACAAUGAAGAGAUUAAGGGUCUAUCUGUUCAGAUCAGCUCCAAGGUGGACAGCAUCUUGCAGGAGAAGAGUGGGCUGCAGAACAAAGUAGAAGGCCUGGAGGAGAAACUGAGCAGUCUGUCUCAGGGCCUGCUGACCGGUGAGCAAAUCGCAGAGAUCAACAGCCUCAGGGCGGUGAUCCACAGCCAGGAACGAAGCAUCACAGACCUGCUGAACGCUGUGAGGGAGCAGAGUGACCAGCUUAACCACCAGAGGAUAAAGAUAAAGUCUCUGGAGGAAAAGCUUACAGCCAACACAUUUGCCCAAGAGACCAUUGAGAGGAUGCCUGAAAUGCUCACCAAUGAAGCACCAACGCUCACCCCUUAUCUGACCAGCCCCACCAACAGAAUGAUGGGUGAGAUGGAUCUGCCGCUAGACUGCAGUGAACUAUACAACAGAGGGGAGCGAGCCAGUGGUGUGUACGCCAUCAGACCCAACAGAUCACAGCCCUUCAUGGCCUUUUGUGAUAUGAGCAAAGACCAUGGAGCAACAGUCAUCCAGCGAAGGAGAGAUGGUUCAGUGAAUUUUGAUCAAACCUGGGAGAAGUAUGAAAAUGGGUUUGGAGAUUUUCAAGGGGAGUUUUGGCUGGGUCUCAGGAAGAUACUCUCUCUAGCUGCUCAAGGCAAGUCUGUCCUUCAUAUCCAGCUGGAAGAUUGGAAACAGAACAGGCGCCUUUUCGAAUACAGAUUUUACCUCGGUGGUCCAGAGAGCAACUACACCAUUCAUUUAACGCAUCUAUCUGGAGAUUUGCCUGAGCCCAUGAGCAACCACACAGGCAUGAGGUUCUCCACCAAGGACAGGGAUAAUGAUAAGAACCAGGACUCCAACUGUGUCCACUAUUCAGGUGGAUGGUGGUUCAAUGCCUGUGGAGACACCAACCUGAAUGGGAGAUAUUUCUACAUGAGGCCAAAGGGGCGUUCAGAGCGUCGGAAAGGGAUCCAGUGGAAGCCUAGUCGAAAGGCUUCUUACUCCCUGAAGUUCACCCAGAUCUCUGUUUACCCCAUGGCUCACCACAGGACCACCUCCUCCACAUCGGCUUCAUCUGAGACAGGCUUCUUUCUCUAACAUUACAGACAUUCUCCAGUAAAAAAUACUCAACAUCAACCGGCAGUAUAUACAGUAGCCUCUUCAGGAGAGCCUUAGCGUUGAUCCAUGUGGGCAGUUUCAGAAGAGGCAGAGAGGAAGAUAUUUCAUUAGACUUUCAAAUCCUAGUAGAUUAAAAUAUGUCUUCACUCACUGUAUGUCAGAGGUCAAAGGUUACAGAGGAGAUAUUCAGUUUUCAUAUUGGGUCACAUUGACUCUCAGUAUACAGCAGUGAUUCCCAACCAAGGUGACAGGACCCUUGAAAGGGUACAGGAUAGGAAUGACUACAAAAUAUAAUUCUGAUACAGAACAGACUUUUUGCAUUUACUUUUUCUGUGCUUUAAAAUUUACCUUGAAGGGGACAUAUUAUGCUUAUAGGUUUAUAUGUAUAUUCGUGAGCUCUGCUGGAACAUAUUUAUAUGAUUGACAAAGCUCAAAAGACUCCUUAUUUAUGUUAUAGUGACCCUUAAUGUGGCCUGUCAGUUCAGCGUCUGUCUGAAACAGGCCAUUUUAGCCCCUGGCUCUUCAAGGCCAUGGCCUGAUGUGUACACUCUGUUCAGAUUGGCCAAUUCUUGGAUAGUUGCCCUGAGAGAUAGAGGCUGUGUCAACAAACCAUAAAACAAACUACCGUAGAAUGAUUUCACAAUUCCUUGGUAUUCUCUACUCAAAACAUCAACUUCUCAAAUAGAUCCGUAUAUGUUGGAGUAAGAAACUUUAAUGUUCAGAGCAGGUUGAAGCCAUGUCUUUUGACUUGUGGGGACAAUUCCUCCAAAUUUUCACCUGGGUUAGGGUUACACAUUCAACAUCAUAACAGUAUAUAAAUAACAUAAAAUCACAAAAAGCAUAAUAUGUCCCCUUUAAUGAAACAAAACUGAUUGGUGAAACUACUUAAAAUUGCUUAAUUUCAUAGUACUCAUAGGGCAAAUAAGGUUGGGAACCACUGGUAAAGAGCAUACUCAUCUAUACUUUAUGUUCUCUAUUUUUGAUAUAUUUGCUAUAUUUUAUUUAACUUAAAGGGAAACUUCACCACUGUGAAUAUGAUGAUUUCUGAAAACUAGGUCACCUACGUAGUAGAAAUGUGCAACUAUUUUUGAAAUUGGUGCCCCAUGACUAUAAAAAACUGACAAAACAUUGUAUGUUCCCCAUAUCCUACAAUAUGGAAUCCUAAAACAACCAGAAUCCACUACUAAUGGGAGUAUUUUUCCUAGCAAAGCGGCUAGUUAGCUGAGACAUAGUGAGCAUAUAGUGUUAAAUCUCUUCUCCUCUUCAUUGAGGCUUAUUUUCAUUAACAAAACAUAUUUCCUCAUUGAGUCUGGAUACAUCAUAUUGGUGUGCAAGGAUCAUAACACAAAGGUUGUCAGUAUGAUAAUUUAGUGUCUGCUUUUCCCUAUCAUUAACGUAACAUGAGUAGACGGAGAGUUUUGGGAGACCCACCUUUGACUCUCCUUGAAGGCAACCCUUGAAGGCCUGUAGUUAUUCCUUGCCCCAACUACAUCACUGGACACAUCAAAUAAAGGCGCUGGUGCCAGAAGAACAACACAUUUUACAGCUGUGCUCCAGAAACACAGAGAACAUCGGCAACCACUGUAGGCAUAUUUCACACUAUAUCCCUAAUUUGGAUAGCUAGAGAUGAGAUUGAAAAUCUGCACAAUGGCCCUUUAAAUAAAUUAAAAUUAGACGGUGACCUCAUUUAAUGCUAAUAUAAUUUGGCGUGGAUGUACCUAACUGAAAAUAUCAUGAAAACACUCACCAACACUUACAUGCUCUCCAGCUGCUUAUUAUGGGCUGUAGAUUGUUUGUGUUUAUGUGUUGGUCGGGCACGAGGUUGUCUUUCUAUAUCAACAAAGACUUGGCACGGUGAAAAUUCAUCCUUGAACUUAAAAACAUUAAACAAUGACUUUGUUUUGAUGUUUGAGUGAAUUCAUGAAUGUGUGUGCAUGUGUGUGAUUACUACAUACUGAAACUUUCAGAAUGUUGGAUUGGGAGGUUGUGCCAAACUUAUUUGUACUGUGUUGCAAGGUGCCAUUAAUAAACACUAGAGGGCA
Scomber scombrus (Atlantic mackerel) is the source of this 3747-nucleotide messenger RNA. RefSeq names its product angiopoietin-related protein 3-like. Gene Ontology annotation, biological process: triglyceride homeostasis; phospholipid catabolic process; cholesterol homeostasis. The coding region runs from base 245 to 1684 and encodes 479 amino acids. Lineage: Eukaryota; Metazoa; Chordata; Actinopteri; Scombriformes; Scombridae. The transcript is spliced from 7 exons. The record is from RefSeq and is a predicted model, not a curated record.